AUGCCACACGGCGAAGAUAUCCUUGAGACACUUCGUUGUUCCAUUGGUUUAAUGGCUCUAGUUUACAUCUGUCGACUGUAUAUCAAACUGUCGACUUUUCCAUCGAUAAUUUUACCAUCUACUGCUCGAACACAUCUGAUAAAGCAAGCACUAAAUGAUCGUUACCACACCAGUCAUACCACCGAAGAUAUCAUGAUGGUGACAAACAUGAUCGAAAUAAACAAAGAUCUUAUUAAUCGAGUACUGUUACUGUCAGAUUUUGAACAAAAUACGAUCACGUUCGAUGUAAAUCAUAUUACAAUGGAUGUUCUAAAUGAUUUAAUCUUAUUUCCAUUCACCAACAUCUGUUUGAAUUGCACAAAAUCUCUUACAUCAUAUCGGUCCAAGUUAAUUCAUGUUAUUGGUUGUUUCAAAAUAGCUCGAGCAGUAGCUGUAACUGCUGAGUGUAAAACGUGCACACUAAUUUACAAUCAUUCGUCUUGGUACUCAUUAAAGAAUCGAUGGCGAAAGAUCAAUACUUCAUCAUUAAAUAGUGUACUCAAACCCAUUCCAUUAGCAAAAUUAUUUCAAUCUCAUUGGUUAUUAUAUCAGCUUGUACGUUUUGAAUUCAUGUUAGGACGGACUCAAUUAGUUAAUUUACCGGUCUCACUUAAUCGAAAUGAACUUAAUUAUCAUUUUGAAUGUUAUUCUGGUUGGUGGUAUCAUCUGUUCACUACAUUUUGGUCCAGACACAAGUCAAUUCCAAAUAUUAAGUGUUGUCCAUCAGAUUGUAGCCGAUGCAUUAUUGUGGAUGGCCAUCAGAAAUGUCGACGAUUAGUAUGCAGUUACAAAAACGUUGUCGAUAUUUCCAUUGAAGAAAUGACUGCAAUUGAGAUUGGUUGUCCAUAUACACCUUGCCGAAGAACACAUUCGUCCAAUUCAGUUGAUGCGGUUUAUUGUCGAUACCAUCAACCCUCAGUUCUUUUAUCGCCGUCUCUUACUUUACAAAAAGCUAGUGACAUGGCUGCUGAAUUCUCGAAACGAGAUAGAGAUUUUCUAUCAGAACAUAAAGCCCAAUGCCAAAAUUAUCGAAAUGAUAGCGAAGAGAUAAAAAAGAAUAAAACUUAUGGCAUAUUAGCAUCGUAUCAUCCAUGUGGAGUUGCAGUUGGCUUUACGGAAGCGAUCAAAGCUGAGGGGAUGCGAUCGGUGACUCGUCACCUUUUACUCAUGAUCAUUGGUGGUUGUCUUAUGCCAGAUGCACUCAUGUACGACUGUGCUUGCACAUUGAAGCUUCAUUGGAACAAAUGGCUAGGCACCGAUAUGCUGAAGACAUCAACAAUAACACAACAACUUCCAAUCCAUCUUGCUCUCGAUAACUUUCAUCCAAAGACACAUUCCAGACCGAUGUGCCAAACCAUUAUGAAAUCUGAUCACCCAUCACAUGAGGGACGAUUUGUUGGCCUAAACAGUCAAGCAGCUGAACAGGCAUUCCAAUACAUAUCACGUGCAAAAUUUGCACUACGCAAUUUUUCAUUCCCGCAUUCAACAGUAAUGCUAUUGAUCAUGUUGCAUCUGUUGAACUGUAAAAUAACCGGCAUCGACUCAGAAACAACCAGUUUGGGAUCUUUAUACUUUGGUGACAUAAUCAAGGGCUUUUUGCCACUCCAUGCGUGUAUGAACGCUUCGGCACGUUAA
Adineta ricciae is the source of this 1674-nucleotide messenger RNA. The record is from the annotation of a GenBank genome assembly. Lineage: Eukaryota; Metazoa; Rotifera; Eurotatoria; Adinetida; Adinetidae.